Messenger RNA from Plasmopara halstedii, 1023 nucleotides. RefSeq lists its product as uncharacterized. NCBI's taxonomy places the organism in Eukaryota, Oomycota, Peronosporomycetes, Peronosporales, Peronosporaceae. Bases 1 to 1023 code for a protein of 340 amino acids. The transcript has a single exon. The record is from RefSeq and is a predicted model, not a curated record.
AUGGACGAUGAGCAAUUUUUUUGCGCUACUAUUUCGCAGGCAAAAAUGCAGUUGACCUCUCGCUCGCGCAUACUUCAAUUGGCGGUGGUGGUUGGAGUGACAAUUGGGAUUGUAGUGGUGUUUUUUGCCAUCACUAAAACGGAUCGACGAGUUGUCUCGAUUCGAGAACAUGUUCGCUGCUCGGACAAUAAUAAGAGAACCCAUUUGUUUGGCGUCGGGUGUCCUGAAUUUAAAAAGAGAUUAUUGCAAGACGACCAUCCUUCAGCUUUAUUUCUGAAUGAUGACGAUGUAUGGUCUUCGCAUGAAGACGUAAACGAAAAAAGAGAGCGUUCGAAUCGACAUGGUAGUCCACUUCGUGAUGACGACGAUCACCCUGGUCCAUUUGAUAACGAAAGCAAAGACCUUGAUAAUUGGAAGAAUAAAGGUAAUGAGGAGAAUCAAAGUGAAGACAGCGAGGAGAAUAAUUCUGAUGAUCAAGAGGAAGACGAGAAAGAAGCCAGCAAGGAGAAUAAUUCUGAUGAUCAGGAGGGAGACGAGAAAGUAGCCAGCGAAGAUAAAAAUACACAAAAUGAACAAAACCUGAAUGGUCCGGAAAAUGGUGCUGAUAAUAUUCAGUCAAGUGUUGCCUCGAGUCUAGCUGGUAUUAAUAUUGGCAACACAAUCAUGAUUAUUAACGUUGGCAGAAGUGCGACUAACGGCACUUAUCCUGGUGAAAAUGAACCGGUCGCAUCGGCUUCUGACUGUUUGGGAGUCAGCGGUGCUGAUCGCUCCGCUAUCAGUUCUGCUGCUGUUCGGGCAUUUUGCGACUCGGCUAAUUGUAAAUUUGCAAACGCAAACGAGACUUCCGUCGUCAACUCACGCCCGACUUUAAGCUCACUCAAGCCUUCGCUGGAUGAUCUCAGAAGAAGAAUAGGUAAUGACGUAUCGCAGGGAAUUGCUAAUGAUGGUGGAGUCAACGGAAUGGGAAAUUUGAAGUGGUUGCUGCUUCUCAUUAUCGUGAUAACAACUAUGUUUGGGAAAUAG